Helicoverpa armigera (cotton bollworm) is the source of this 7839-nucleotide messenger RNA. It is a transcript of the gene alpha-Cat, whose product is annotated as catenin alpha. The transcript has 25 exons. Gene Ontology annotation, biological process: cell migration; cell-cell adhesion. Gene Ontology annotation, molecular function: cadherin binding; beta-catenin binding; actin filament binding. Bases 205 to 2961 code for a protein of 918 amino acids. The record is from RefSeq and is a predicted model, not a curated record. Gene Ontology annotation, cellular component: catenin complex; adherens junction. NCBI's taxonomy places the organism in Eukaryota, Metazoa, Arthropoda, Insecta, Lepidoptera, Noctuidae.
UUCGUUUACUUGCGCUGGUAACCCAGUUGGUAAUUUUUUGACACGCCUAGGCGAUAGUCUUCAGUAAUUUUAUUGAAAAUCGUGUGAUUUUGUGUGUUAUUUGAUUCAAACUAAGUGAAAUAUUGUGUAUAAUAACUUGCUUUAUCGUUUUGUUACUGUGUUGUGUGAUUAAAACAAGGAAUUCGUUGCUUACAAUCAGCAACAAUGGCGACCAUGACAGACCAGUACGGUACGACCGGUACCCUCACCCUGAAGUGGGACCCUCGUAACUUGGAGAUACGUACUAUGUCUGUGGAACGGACCCUGGAGCCUCUAGUGCUUCAAGUCACUACGUUGGUGAACAGCAAGGAUCGGGAUGCUAAGAAGAAACGACCCGGCAAAUCCAAGCGAGCAAGUGCUCUAGUAGCCACCGUGGAGCGAGCGACGGAAAUCUUCAUAGAACGAGGACAGACCAUCGCCUACGAGAACCCUGAGAUCACGCAGCAGAUGCUGACAGCCGUCGAGGAGGUCCGCAAGGCUGGAGCGGCCAUGUCUCUAGCUGCCCGAGAGUUCUCCGAAGAGCCUUGUGCUUCAUCCGUGCGAGGAGGCAUGGUGAGAGCAGCCCGAGCUCUGCUCUGCGCCGUCACCCGUCUGCUCAUACUGGCAGACUGCGUUGACGUCCAUCUGCUGCUUAACAAGCUCAACACUGUUGAAAACGACUUAGACAAGCUAAAGUCAGCGUCGUCUCAAUCAGAGCUGUUAGAGUCAGCGCGUCAGUUCGGACGCUCGGCCGCCGAGUUGACCGCUCAGGCUGCUAAACGACAGAGGGAGCUUAAAGAGCCAAGAAUGAAGGAUGAGCUUGCAGCUGCUAGAGCAGUUCUGAAGAAACAUUCCACAAUGCUGCUUACUGCCUCUAAGGUAUACGUCCGUCACCCAGAGCUGGCAGCAGCCAAAGCGAACCGCGACUAUGUACUGCGGGCUGUGUGCAGCGCCGUCGACUCCAUCUCCGCUGUAGCGCAGGGACAGCCCGCCCCGCAAGGAGGAAAUCGUCCUGUCGAGGGUCCAGGGGAACUGGCUCAAGCGCUCGAUGAUUUCGAUGAGCGUAUGGUGAUGGAGCCGCUAGCAUACUCGGAGCUCCGCACUCGACCCUCGCUCGAAGAACGUCUGGAGUCCAUCAUCUCCGGCGCUGCUCUCAUGGCUGAUAGCUCUUGUACCAGAGACGAGCGUCGUGAGCGUAUAGUAGCUGAGUGUAAUGCGGUGCGACAGGCCUUGCAAGAUCUUUUGCACGAGUAUAUGGCUAAUACCGGGAAGCCUGAACAAUCUGCUGGCUUGGAACGAGCCAUUGAGAAUAUGUGUCGCAAGACCAGAGACUUGAGGAGACAGCUGAGGAAGGCCGUUGUGGAUCAUGUUUCUGACAGUUUCCUGGAAACCAACGUUCCUCUCCUGGUUCUGAUGGAGGCAGCUCGCAACGGCAACGAGAAGGAAGUCGAGGAGUACGCUGUCGUCUUCACCGAACACGCCAACAAACUCGUCGAGGUUGCAAAUCUGGUGUGCUCGAUGUCCAACAACGAAGACGGCGUGAAGAUGGUCCGCCAUGCUGCCGAACACAUCGAAGCGCUGUGCCCACAAGUUAUAAACGCGGCGCUAGUAUUAGCAGCCCGCGCUCGGUCCCGCGUGGCGCAAGAGAACGCGGCCGCCUUCGCCCGCGCCUGGGAGAACGCCGUCAAACUGCUUACAGAUGCCGUCGACGAUAUCACUACUAUUGACGACUUCCUGGCUGUCAGCGAGAACCACAUCCUUGAGGACGUGAACAAGUGCGUGGUGGCGCUACAGGAGGGCGACCCCGACUCCCUCGAGCGGACCGCCGGAGCCAUACGCGGGAGAGCUAACAGGGUGUGCUCGGUGGUGACUCAGGAGAUGGACAACUAUGAGCCCUGUAUCUACACCAAGAGGGUAUUAGAAGCUGUCACCGUGCUGAGGGAUCAAGUAAUGUCUAAAUUCGGCGUGCGCGUCGAUGCAGCGGUUUCCGCGCUCGGCGGCGGCGCGGGCGCAGCACUAGACGAGAACGACUUCAUUGACGCGAGUAGACUGGUCUAUGAUGCUGUGAGGGAGAUCAGACGCGCUGUUCUGAUGAAUAGAGAUGAGGAGGAACUAGACCCUGAGGAUGUGGAGCUCGAUGAACACUACACGUUGGAGACCAGGAGCAAAUCGAGCGCGCACACUGGUGAGCAUGGUGUCGACGAGUAUCCUGACAUCAGCGGUAUUACUAAUGCUAGAGAAGCCAUGCGCAAAAUGACGGAAGAAGACAAACGCAAGAUCCUCCAACAAGUGGAGCUCUUCCGUCGCGAGAAGAUGACCUUCGACAACGAGGUGGCCAAGUGGGACGACGCCGGCAACGACAUCAUCAUGCUGGCCAAGCACAUGUGCAUGAUCAUGCUGGAGAUGACUGACUUUACUAGGGGUCGUGGCCCGCUCAAAACGACGAUGGAUGUGAUCAACGCCGCCAAGAAAAUCUCCGAAGCCGGCACCAAGCUUGACAAACUCACCAGGGAGAUUGCUGAACAGUGCCCCGAAUCAUCAACAAAGCAAGAUCUUCUAGCGUACUUGCAGCGCAUAGCGUUAUACUGCCACCAGAUACAGAUCACGAGCAAGGUGAAGGCCGACGUGCAGAACAUAUCCGGCGAGCUCAUCGUCAGCGGGCUGGACAGUGCCACCUCUCUCAUCCAAGCUGCUAAGAACCUCAUGAAUGCUGUUGUUCUAACCGUGAAGGCCUCAUACGUCGCUUCCACUAAGUACACCAGACAGGGAACUAUUGCUUCGCCGAUCGUAGUAUGGCGCAUGAAAGCCCCCGAGAAGAAACCUCUCAUCCGACCGGAGAAGCCGGAAGAAGUACGGGCCAAGGUCCGCCGCGGCUCGCAGAAGAAGCAACCUUCGCCCGUGCAUGCGCUCGCUGAGUUCCAGAGCCCUGCCGACAGUGUGUAGUGAGGCUGUUUAAAAUCCACAUUUAUUUAUUGAUAACAUAACGUAUAAAAACCUACACACAUUGUAUGAAAUCAUAAUUAUUAAGUUUAUAGCGAAGAGGUGUGGUAUAUAACUAUCAUUCAAUCACUAUAAAAAAAACGCUAAAUUAACCCUUUUGUAGACGUUUUAUCUCAGGAAAGCGUAUAAGGCAAACUAGUGUGUGUGUGAACAUACGUACAUGUCGCAGUCAUGCGGUAGAAUUUGCCAUUUUAUUGAAUGACUAGCACAUUCAUUGAAUCGAUGACUGUUAAUGGAAUGACUACAGGACAACUCGUCAAGUCGUUGAUUGUUAAAUUCAAUGUCUUCACUAAAAGUAAUUUAAUUGGCAGAAGAACGACUCUUGUUCAAUCAACAUUCGGCUUACUACAACGCGCUAGUCAUUCAAUCAAAUAGUAAAUUUAACCAAAUGACUGCGACAUACACAAUAGUCUAGCUCUCACACUUUCCUGGUAUAAAACAUAUGUAUAAUCAUCGGCAGGGAUAUUGAGCCCUGACCUUCACCUGCGCAGAAGUGAUUUAUUGGUUUAUUGCCUUACGUGUACAGUGCGCAAAGCGAUCCCCACUCUUCCGCCGAGAGCUCAUUAUCCGUGCCGAUAACUAUACCUAAACUUUUAUUGGCAGCUACUCUUCGCUAUAAAAAAUGUAUUAUUUAAGAUCAUCAAUUUAUUCCACACAUAUUAAAACUAGUAUUAAGUGACAAUAUUAUUAUUAUUACGUAGUAUUUCUUAACGAUAAUCGCAUUUUUACCUGCAUUUUAAUAUUUAUGGUUAAAAUGGCUAAUUUUGGGCAAAAUUGCCCAGUGUUGGGCUGACAUUUUUAAGUAAAAUUAUAGUCGUUUUUGGAGUUAAAAAUUCUCAAAGCUGGUCAUAUUUUUUAGCUAAAAAUAUUACCCCAGCUUUUAGGUAUUCUUAUUUGAAACAACAUAUAAAUUGAUAUUUAAUUUAUUUUCGUACUUAUUCCUUACAAUUUUUUUUUUCAAUUCUGCCCAAUCAUCAUCAUCAUCAUCAUCAUCUCAGCCAUAGGACGUCCACUGCUGAACAUAGGCGUCCCCCUUAGAUCUCUACAGAUACCUGUUGGAGGCGACAUGCAUCCAGCGUCGACGGCGACCUUUAUAAGAUCUGUUCAUCUUGUUGGUGGACGUCCUACGCUGCGCUUGCUAGUCCGUGGUCUGCCCAAUGUUAGCCAUUUAAUCAAAGCUUCAGGCGGAUAGUAUAAAACAGUGUAAAAGGACAAUGCUCAAAAAAAACCCAAGCCCGGCGCAAACGAAAAGUAACUCAAAUUAUAGGUAAUAAUAAGUAAUGAAAUACUGCAUAGGAGGCAUCAUCGAAAUCAAUGGCUAAAUGUAUGAAAUUGCUAUUUGAUUUUUUAAAGGGGUAACAUGAGCAGCUGGGGCUUAUAGUUUAGUUAAUGUGCUAUCUGAAACAACAAACAAGUAAUAUGGCAAGUAAUAAGCUUCUCCAAAAAGAUAAAUCAAUACCGAAGUACAGGCUGCAGCGCCCACGUCAUCGCGUCCUGAGCGUUUUACAUUACAUAGGGUGGGCUAGACAUGAGGAACAGUUCGCGCAUCCCGCAACAUUUUUGGAUCUCGUCGUGUUAGAAAUAAAGAAUCGAUGACUUUUAAGCGUUAUUAUUAAAAUGAAAAGUACAUUCAUAUCCAUAUUCAUAUUAGUUCUAUCAUCCUAUUAUCUUGUAAAAGUAGGUAGAAUAGUGGAGAAGUUGCUAUAAACAUGUCAUUAUGUACACUCUUAAACCACAACUGUAUCUGUUUGCUGUUCCUUUUACUAAUACAUUAUGUUACCUCUAAAAUCUUGAGUAGCAAUGUACCGCAGAUGUUAAAAUUCGAAUAGCAAUUUCACACAUAUAGCCACUGAUUUCGAUAAUGCCCCCUAUGUAAUAUUUAAUUACUUAUUUUUACCUAUAUUUUAAGUUACAUUUCUUUUGCGCCGGGCCUGGGUUUUUUUCUCAUACUUCAUGAGCAUUGUCCUUUCUAAUAAAAAUAUAGAUAAAUAAAUAGCUAAAUUCUUACCUUUAUAAUAUAUCUUUAGAUAAAAAUCUGCCUAGAAAUUGCCCUCUAGAGUAAAAUUUAAAAAAAUAUAUGCGAGCGAUUGGAUUUGUAUCGAAUUUUGAAAUAAAUUGCUUAAAAAACAAAAUAUGUUACUAUUAACUGGUAUUUAAAGAACAACUUCCAGCAGACGGCAAAAAAAUCGCACACCCUUUUUUUAACGACGUCAAAAAUCAUCAAAUGAUCCCUCCCGCUGUGGGUCAGCAGCGGUGAGGGAGUGUCAGACUCUUGCUGACUAAAAACCGUCGUGUUCCGUCGUAGGCCUUUUAUGUACACCUUUCAAUCAGCCAUUGGUGUCCAAAAUAUACUUAGAAAGUACAUACACACUUAGAAAAGUUGCAUUGAUACUUGCCUGAACUGGAAUCGAACAGACUCAUACUUGAGAGGUUGGUUCUUUACCCAUUAGGUACUUAUACUUAUAAGCAAUUUAUUUCAAAAUUGUAAAUAUCUAAAGGACUGAUGAAAAAGUCGAAUGAUUGAUGACAGCCAAAUUUUGUUUAGUUUAUAACUUAUAGAAAUAGGUAUCUAAGCUAUAUGUAUAUUCUACGGUACAUCAGCCUGCCCCAAUCUGUCAAAUGUUUUCAAUAGAUUCUCAACCUUAUCUGUUUCGGAUGGCUCGUUAAACUGUAGGUCCCGGCUGUCAUUGAACAUCCUUGGCAGUCGUUACAGGUAGUCAGAAGCCAGUAAGUCUGACAACCAGUCCUACUUACAGGUAUUGGGUUGCCCGGGUAACUGGGUUGAGGAGGUCAGAUAGGGCAGUCGCUCCUUGUGGCACACUGGUACUCAGUUGCAUCCGGUUAGACUGGAAGCCGACCCCAACAUAGUCGGGAAAAGGCUCGGGAGAUGAUGUCUUCAAUAGAUUUUCAACCUUAUCACAAUAGGGGAAGGUUAAUGUUCGAUUGGUAUUUGACAGAUUUGGGUAAGUUAAUCUGCUGGCAGCUGUACUUUAUAAUGACGAUUUAUAUUCUUUAAAUAUAAAGGAAAUUUCUUUUAUACUCUGAUUAUUAGCCAAUUUUCAAAAACUCACAAUAAUUCGGCAUAUAUUACUUAAGUAUAUGCACUUGUACUUUUCCGAGGUUAUGGCUCUUUAAAAACAGACAGUCGAAUUAAGAGCCGCCUUUUUUGGAAGUCGGUUGAAAAAUCGGUUCGCUUGUGUUAAUAAUCGGAAUAUAUUACAAAGAAACAAAAAUAGUAUUAUUUAACCGUCUUUCAAAUAAAUAUUGACGCUUUUUCUAACACUGUAAUUAUUGAAAGAUAUGGGUUAUUAAAAUUGAAAUAAAAACCAUUUCUAAAUUGUAUUACAACUAGGAUCUCUAAGUUCCAAAUUACCUUUUUUUUAACGACGUCAAAAAUCAUCAAAUGACCCCUCCCGCUGUGGGUUAGCAGCGGUGAGGGAGUGUCAGACUCUUACUGACUAAAAACCGUCGUGUUCCGUCGUAGGCCUUUUAUGUACCAGGGCCGCGGUAACUCGCGCGAACAUAGUUCCACAUUACCUGAAUUUUAUUAUUGAAUCGCUCUAUCUAGACACACGGCAGUGUGUCCGCCAAGUUCGAGCAGUUUUAAUAGAAAAUUAAAUACUUGAUUCAUUGCGUUUAGUAGGUUUAUAACAAGGUGUAUGAAAACUUGCCAAGUAACAUCAUUAGAAAGUAACUAUUUUUAACUGAGGUAUGUGUAUGGAACUUGGUACUUAUUCAGAUCUCACUUCUUUUAUAGGCGAAGCGUUCCCAUAUUAUCGAACUUGGCAGUCUUUCACAUUUUUGUUUUCGGUGGGAUUAAAACCUCUUGAAUCGCUUUUUGGUAAAGGAUAGACUUGUUUCUGAUUUUAGCCACUGAAAUCACCAGUUGUAAGAUUUAGCGUCAAUAUUAAUUUAUUUUGAGUUUAUUUUAAUCAUAGUAUGAAACGAAAAUAGAUAUAAGAAAAUAUUACAACUAUGUAAGACUUUUGAUUGAAAAAAAAAUCCUAAAACACUUUAUAUAAAAUAUGUUCUUAGUUAUAAUUUGUACUUUUAGAAGUGUAUUUGUCAAUUUUCUACCAAUUUUUGAUAGUUAGUUUAUCCUAUUAUGGUUUGAUACUGAUAAUUUUGAAUUUAAUGAGAAUAACAAAAAAAUCGCUUUAAAAAUAUGAAAUACAAACUAGGCAACAGCCGCGCGGGUCGAUCGAUCAUAAGGUUAAGCAACGCUUGGCGCGGUCACCAUCUUGUCAUCGGAAGGCACGUUAAACUGUAGGUCCGGGCUGUCAUUUGAACAUCUUUGACAGUCGUUACGGGUAAUCAGAAGCCAGUAAGUCUGACAACCAGUCUUACCAAGGGGUAAGCACUGCUACUCAGCUGCAUCUGGUUAGACUGGAAGCCUCAUUUUAAAAAUUUUGAAUGAAGUAUCAGAAUUCAUAAUUAUCAGUAUUUUACAAUUUAUAUUUAUUCAAUUAGGGCGGCUGAAAAGUUGGUAUUAACAAAAUAUGAUUUGAAUACAAUAUACCUUGUUGGUUUGAAAGUAUUUUAUAUUGAAAACUUUUUUUUUUUCAAAAUUAUUAUAAUUUUAAAAAAGUAUUCUAAAUGACAAUAAAAAUGUUAAAAAACUUGUGUUUAAUGCAUAUUGUCUUAAAUUAUUAUAUUCCUUUUAACAAAAUUGGUAAAAUUUAUUUUUCUUACAAACGAAAUUGUGAUUUUUUAUAGUUUAAGUUGUAUUUGUAAUUUUUGUACGCGACUCAUUUGAAUUUUCUACCAAGUUAGUAGAUUUUGUAGAGAUUAUACCUAGUACAAUAAAUUAUAUAAAUAUUA